Molecule: messenger RNA, 1276 nt
Organism: Phoenix dactylifera (date palm)
Lineage: Eukaryota; Viridiplantae; Streptophyta; Magnoliopsida; Arecales; Arecaceae
Product: B3 domain-containing protein LFL1-like
Molecular function (GO): DNA binding; DNA-binding transcription factor activity
Source: RefSeq, a predicted model, not a curated record
UCCAUCCGGGUGCAAAAAAAAGGCCAUUGAUUCCCGGGGCAGCGAAGUCAGAGCCCUUUCAACACCUGGAGCCCCUUCCUCUCGCUAAAUUCCACCUCUACUCCCCUAAACUAUCCUCUCCAUCCCCUCAUUUAAUCCCCCUCCCAACCCCAUUCCAUCCCAUGCUCUCUCGUCUCUUCUUCGCUUUUCCCUUAGUUCUCCCUUCUAUCACCAGCCCUAAUUAACCCUAGCUUAGCUUAUAUGGUCGGGACCAGAUUGACCCGCACGGCCGCCGCCAGGGCGGGCAAUCCCCCCUCGGACACGGAGGCGGAGGACGCGCGCGCCGACGCCCCCGACCUGAUCUGGAGCGCCGCGGGGUUCCGGGUGAGCCGGAGGAGGAGGACCGCCGCCAGGAAACGCCCGGAGGCUGUGCAGACCGUCGCUGCCCCGCCGUCCGCCGCGGCAGAGACCGGCCGUCAGCCCGGGCCUCGUUUUUCCAUGCUGGAUUUGAAUGUACCAGCCCUUGACCCUGAACAAGCUGUGGAUGGUUUGAGAUUUCUCUUGCAAAAGGAGCUUAGUCACAGUGAUGCUAGUUCCCUGGGAAGAAUUGUUCUUCCAAAGAGAGAGGCAGAGGUUCACCUUCCAGUCCUUACAGCUAGAAAUGGUAUUGAAAUCAACAUGGAUGAUUUGGAGACCUUUCAGGUUUGGACGUUCAAAUACAGAUACUGGCCUAACAAUAAAAGCAGGAUGUACAUACUCGACAACACCGCGAACUUCAUUGCCGCUCAUGGCCUUCAAAUUGGCGAUCUUAUCAUGAUAUACAAAGACGACGAAAGAGAUAGAUUGGUCAUUCGAGCAAAGAAGGCAGCAAAAGAACAGGCUGCUGCUUCUGCAGAUGAUGGAAUCUUUGAUUCCAUUGUGCCUGACAUUGUGGUGGCUAGUGCGAGGUAUUCUGACCUAUAUUACCCAUUGCUAGAUGCUAUGAGCAUGGCUUAUGGAGUGAGCAACGUAUAUGGGGAUGGCCUGAACUAUGCCUUUGCAGCUGACUUCACCAUGGGUUUCUCAGAAGAGAGGAUGGGAAACCCUUCAAAUGCUGAAUCACUUCCAAGGUUUGGGUGGAACCUGUCCCUUGACGAUCUCUGGUGAUGGUGCUGUUUGAUUUUCUCAAGUUGUACUACCUUAACGUAAUAAAUAACUCCUAGACAAACGUUGUUGCUGUAUCAUGAAUAAGUUCUGCUUGUCUAUCAAUAUGUAAUAUAUGCAUGGAAGAAUAUAUAUGGAUAUCGUAACAUAUAGA